UAGAAAGUGAAAGAAGAAGAACUUGUUUAAUUCAAAGGGACGUACAAUAGCACAGUGGCCUACAUGCGAAUGAAAAUCACUGCUGGUGAGACAAAAUAACUUACUGUAUAAGAACUGGAGGUCAGGCAGGCACUAAGAUGUAGCACCCAGAGGUCACCUUGAGGGAUGGAGUUUUUGAAGCAUAUAUCUGAGGAAUCUCUGAAAGAUUGGUUCAGGAUCGGACAAGGAGGUUUCGGGAUGAUCUACAGAGCACGGCACACUGAAUGGAAUUUUGAUGUAGCUGUUAAGAAACUAAAAGGGGAUGUGUCUUGGGGGCUGGCGGAACUUCUGUCUGAGGCCAAAAAGAUGGCUAUUGCCUCUCCAAGUCCUUAUGUGAUCACCAUGUAUGGGAUUGUCAAAGAAAUAGACAAAGGGAAUAUGUGUCGAGGUAUUGUGAUGGAGUACAUGGAGAAUGGAUGUCUAGAUACACUCAUUUCCUGUUACAGACCCAUUCCAUGGGCUCUGAAAUUCCGUAUCAUUCAUCAGGUGGCACUGGGUAUGAAUUGGCUGCACUCCCUCCAUCCGCCACUUUUACACCUGGACCUCAAAGCAAAGAAUGUCCUUCUAACUACAGAGAUGCAUGUGAAGAUUACAGACUUUGGACUAUCCAAGUUUAUUCGAGGCACCUCUACUUGUGGGUCAGAAUUAGAAUAUGAUGGAGGAACCGCAGAGUAUAUGCCACCUGAGGCGUUUCAGGCAAAUUACAAACCAAGCACAUCAACCGAUAUCUAUAGCUUUGCCAUCUUAACUACCGUGGUACUAACAGAAGAGGAGCCAUAUCCAAUUUCAAAUUCUACACUGAUACGACAACGUGUCUGUCAAGGGGACAGGCCCUGUCUCUUAUCGCUGGAGAAAGAGCAUUCUGUGCCAUGUCUUACAGAGGCAAUUGAGUUUACCAAAUGCUGCUGGCAACACAUCCCAUCCAAGAGACCUUCCUUUACAGAAUGCUGUAAUAAUUGGGAGAAAUUUUACUUAGCACACAAAAACAAGAUCAUUGAUUCAGUAAGACAAGUACAAGAUAACAUGAUGAAAUCCACGACAGAUUCUCCAUCCGUUCAGAACACAACUUUGACCACCAGCACUGAUAUGUCAGAAGCAAUCAGAAAAUUCAAGACAAUGCACUUCACAGAAGAGAUGCCACCUGCACAAAUGGCACAGCCUAGAAACAACAGACCAGUGAUGACAAGAGAACAUCAAACUCAACAUCAAACCCAAUUUCAGAAUUAUUCUCACCCCCACUCAUCCAAAUUUCCAACACGGGGAACGGCAACAGAACAAAAAUGUCAUCCUUCUUUUCCCGGACCAGUCUACCACCCUCGAUAUCCAUUCUACCCAGGAGGCUACUAUGUAACACCGUAUUUCAACCCUCCAUACUAUAACCCUGGCCCUAAUAUUACUAUUCAAAAUGCCACAGGAGUGCAAAUUGGAAACAACAACUUUAUGAUUUCAAACCAUGGUGCAAGCAGGGGAGAAUCAUUUAGAUACACAUCAUGCACUAAUCCAAGCCCACAGCAAGCACGGUCUGGCCAUGUUUCUUACCAGCAGACAAACAUAAGGAAGCCAUUUCCAAUAUCCGAGACCCAACAGGUUACCAUAACACGGGCUGUACAGCCUCAGGACACUUAUGAAAAUGAGAAAAAAAGUCAGCAAAACUCAAAUGAUUCUCAAAAGCCAAAUCCCACCGAAUCAGGUCACUGAAACAGAGAUUCUACAUGGCUUUGACCAUGUUCCUUUUCCAGCAAGCACUACAAACUAAUGAAGUAUUUGCCAAAGCAACGUCUUAGCCAGACAGUGCUGUGUAAAGCCACGCUUGAGCUGAAGGCAAUAGCAGUUUAUAACUUUAUUUGACUAUAAAGCUUUUCUUUAAUGUUUGUAUUUUGCUGUAAUUCAGGUCAAAGAAAAUUCAGGAUAGCAAAUGCAAAAAAUAAAUCUGCCCCAUAAUGUUGUGUAAUACAUCCAUUUGAAGGUGUUUGCUCUGAUCUCAUAUACACCACUGGGUUUAAAUGGGGGCUUUUGAAUAAUAAUUGUAUUUUUCUCAAACCAAGAAAGUAAAACAAUUUUUUUCCUUUUAUAAUCAUGAUCCCUUUUAUUUCAUAUGUGCCAUUUACCAUUUUUUUACAUAAAUGUUGGCAAAAUGUGGGUUAUUUGAAAAAUGUUGAAUGCACACACAUCAUAUACAGUAAAUCAGAGCCUAUAUCAGAUUUAAAGCCAGUACAGUAUGCAAUGGUUGUAGAUGGCCCUGAUCCUAUGUAAUACAAUGUUCACUUGGACCUGCAGAGAAGUCUGCAUUUUGCUCAGGUUUUGGAGUUUAUGAGAAAAACAUUUUUUUGCCAAUAAAGGAACUCCAUUUGUUAAUA
Molecule: messenger RNA, 2396 nt
Organism: Xenopus laevis (African clawed frog)
Lineage: Eukaryota; Metazoa; Chordata; Amphibia; Anura; Pipidae
Gene: ripk3.L
Product: receptor interacting serine/threonine kinase 3 L homeolog
Exons: 13
Coding region: 166-1737 (523 amino acids)
Biological process (GO): MAPK cascade
Cellular component (GO): cytoplasm
Molecular function (GO): protein serine/threonine kinase activity; JUN kinase kinase kinase activity; nucleotide binding
Source: RefSeq, a predicted model, not a curated record